GUGACAGACUUAGAGUGAACUACUUCCCUUGUCAGGGCUUCCCAAAAGGGCCCCCAUCCCAUCCAUCCUUGCAAGUCAAUCAAUAACUUAAUAGUUGUUCCUACAUCCAAAUCCAAACACCUGGACAAACACCAAGCUGAAGCCUGGUUGGUUGGACCAAACUACUGAAACUAGCUAGGAAAACCACCUCUGGUAGGUGUGAGUACCUGUUACCAUCUGCAACAGGAUUCCUCCAGGCGCCCCACAGUUUCAGCCACAUAGCAAACCUGGCCAGACUUUGGAUCUCAGUCUUCUCUGCAAUUUGUUGAAUUGGGUUUGCUUCCUGUGAAUAUCGACUCAAUUUGGUGGCAAUACACCUUUCUUACAAUCUUCAUCUGGUUGAAAAAUGUUGUUCAAACUUUUGACCGGUUCGAUUCGACGCCGAAAACCCGGACAAAUUACGCAAAGAACGGCCCCAGAUCAAAUCAAAAGAAGAAGGGAAGUGCGCAAAGGUUAAGCAAAGUACGCGAGGUGCAUGGAAUAGUAUGCAAGUUCUCUUGCUUCACUCCUCCCCUUCCCUUCCCCUCCCCUCCCUUUGAAAAAUUCUAUCUUCGCUGCUCCUCCAAGAAACCACACCAUGCAAAUACGCAGGUCUUCUCUCUCGCUCCAUCUUCUCAUGCAUGCAUGAUCAUGGCCACCAUGAGAUGCCUCAGGCCGGGCGGCGCUCGCCGCCGGCAGUGCCCUCUCCUCGCCGCCUUCUGCUCCUCGCUCGUCGACGGGCUCGCGCACCUGGAGGCCACGCUGUCCGCCGAAGAUGAUGACGGCGGAGGCGGGUCGGCGGUGUCCAUGAGGUGGUGCGCCGACGCCAUGCGCCUCGUGAGGCGGAUGCAGCGGGACCUGCUGGCCGUCUUCAGGAGCGCCGACGCGCCGGUGACCGUCGACGCAGGCUCCUGCGCCGGCGAGGACUGGCUGGAGCAGUACAUGCAGGAGACGGCGGCGCUGCUGGACUUCUGCAACGCGUUCAAGUCCGCCGUGUCCCGGAUGCACCGGUACUGCAUGGUGGUGGACUUCGCCGCGCAGGUGGGCUGCGCCGGCGCCGGAGGUAUCGCCGCCUCGCUCGUCGCCGAGAGCACCGCGCCGUCCUCUCCGGCCGCCACCGUCCGCGGUAAUCUGUCGGACGUGAAGGCAGUGGUGAGCGAGGCGGAGCGGCUGGGGGGAAAGAUCAUCUCCAGCUCCGGCGGCAGCGGCAGCAUGGUCCUCGUCACGCUCGUCGCCAAGAUCACAAUGGCCGUCGUGGCCACCUCCGUGCUCCACGCGCUCACCCACGCCUCACCCCCUUCCCUCCUCGAGGACGACGUCGGCGUCGGCGGCGCGCACCAGCGCAGCAGCACGCUCGCCCGCGCCGCGGUCCCAGAGCAGCUGCGUCCGUGGCGCGAGUCGCUGUCGGCGAUCAACGAACGGGUGGCGGCGCUGCCGGCGAGCAUCGCGGAGCACGAGAGUGUCGUGACGGCGGUGAGGGACAUGAUCGGCGGCAGGACGGAAGGAUCAGAGGAUCAUGCGGAGCUGCUGAGGACGAGGUCUGGCGAGCUCCGGGAGGGGGUGGAGAUGUUCGACUGUGUUCUUGAUCAAGUCUUUGACGAGGUGAUCAGGGGCAGGAAUGAGAUGCUGGGGAUCUUCAGAGACAAGGUCCUUACAUAACUGAAAUGGGGUGAAUUUUAAUUACCUCUGGAUUUCAAUCUCGUGUAAAAAUUUGGUGAUGUUUGUAAUGUUGGAUUUGCUGAUCCUAAAUUGUUAAUUGAUCAAUCAACUGAAUUUUCUUCAUCUUUUUUCCUUCUUUAUAAAGGGUGUAGAAGUUGUUGUAGCGUGUGGUUUUUAUGUGUUUGCGUUUUAAUUUGCUUUGUAACUUUGUAUUGACAGUGUCAUGAGACCGACCAAUAAAGCAAGUGACAUUUCAUUUA
Hordeum vulgare subsp. vulgare (domesticated barley) is the source of this 1937-nucleotide messenger RNA. RefSeq names its product protein BPS1, chloroplastic-like. The coding region runs from base 664 to 1677 and encodes 337 amino acids. The record is from RefSeq and is a predicted model, not a curated record. The transcript has a single exon. Lineage: Eukaryota; Viridiplantae; Streptophyta; Magnoliopsida; Poales; Poaceae.